Messenger RNA from Trichomonas vaginalis G3, 1014 nucleotides. RefSeq lists its product as uncharacterized. The transcript has a single exon. Lineage: Eukaryota; Parabasalia; Trichomonadida; Trichomonadidae. The record is from RefSeq and is a predicted model, not a curated record. Bases 1 to 1014 code for a protein of 337 amino acids.
AUGCUUUCUAAAGGUCAACUUUAUAUCAAUAACAGAGAAAAUGAAUUAGAGAUUAAUAGACUUAAGUUUGAAAUAGAAGAUGCUAUAAGUCGCCGCGAUUAUGCUACUGCAGCUUCUCUCCAAAAAGAUUUAGAUAACAGAGUAGAGCGUAGAAGAAGAAUGCUUGCAGGACAAAAGCAUGAUAAUACUGUGUCAGAGUUAAUGGCGCUCAAAGAACAGCAAAGACAAGAAGAAUUCCAACUCCGAGAAUCAAUGAGAGCAAAAGCAAGAAAAAUCUUAACAGAAGCAAGUCAGCGGUUAGAAGAAAUCGAAAAAGAGCAUACUCAACAAUAUGCAAAACUUGAUCGCAAAUUUAGUGAUCAAACUUUCGUUCAACUACGUAGAAAUCCGGAUUUAACUAUUGCUCGAAAAGCAGAGUGGUAUUACUCUCAGUCUGGCAAUUAUGCUGUUGCUGCAUCUCUUAGAGAUCAAAUUUCAGAUAGAAUUUCAGAAACAAUGGAAAAUAAUGAGAGAACAGCUAAUCAAAUUGUGAAUACAGAAAUAGAAACUACUCUUUUCAAGCAAGAACGCCAGAAAGAAUCUUUCAAAGUUCAUCUUGAGAAUGAGAAGAAUAGAUUAGUCCGUGAAGCCAUUUUAGAGAUGUAUAGGAUUGAAAACAAAUAUUCUAAACUCCGCCAACAUAUACUUGGAAAUAGCAAAAUUGAUUACCAAUACAAUCGUGAAAGGAAAAUAGAGCAAGAAACAAAUAAAGUUAGAGAAGUACUUGAUGAAGAGUUCAAUAUGUUCAAAAACAAUAUCACGCUUAUCGGUAUUGAUCCUCAUCCACCAAUGUCAUCAAGAGCUCCUCAGUCAGCUCGUUUCAGUACAAUGCAUACACCAAGAACCCCACGAGUUGAUUCAGAAGAAUUCCGCUCUAAUGGAAUUCGUAAUCCAAGAGUCAUUAAAGCUUUAGAAAAGUCCUUAAUGAAGAGAGAGUAUGCCGUCAUUAAUUCUGCAUCUCCUAUCACAAAUUAA